Messenger RNA from Thelazia callipaeda (thelaziosis nematode), 573 nucleotides. NCBI's taxonomy places the organism in Eukaryota, Metazoa, Nematoda, Chromadorea, Rhabditida, Thelaziidae. The record is from the annotation of a GenBank genome assembly.
AUGUUACGACGACCUUUAAGAUGGACUGGAAAAAAAAUGGACUUUAGAAAAUGUUACUGUCAAAAGAUUGGAAAAGAUACAAGUAUUGCGGCUUCAAAUCGAGAAGUUUGGGAUGAUCCAUGGCAGGCAAUUUUCUCAGAGCACACGAAAACUGGAGCAGUUGAAAUUGCAAUUAACUGGAAAUAUGUUCAAAAACUAUUACCUCGAAAAUUGAUACCUGAUGUACCAAAACAUGAGACAUAUCCUACACCUAGUGGUUGGAGACCGCCGAAACCUCAACCGAAUCUUACGUUUUAUGUGGAACGAAAUCGUUAUCACUUAUUACCUCUGUAUUUGGAAACUAGAAGAGAUCAGCUGGAUACCAAAACAUUAGAAUUUGAAUACGUUGAAUUGGUGUCAGUACGAAACAUCCACGGCGACAUUUUUGAGUGUGAAAAAAAGAUGCGAGAAUAUUUGGAAGAACGAUUACAGCAUCCCAUCGCAACUCAUGUUGAUGAAUUGAAAGGUUGUAUCAAAAUAAAAGGCGCUGACAGAGCUGUUGUUGAGCAAUGUCUAUAUGAUUUUGGUUUUUGA